AUGAGUUCCGGAGGAAACCAGUUACAGCCCGCACCAAACCCGACGGCGGCCACGAGGCGUACGGGUGCAGCUCUUGAUGGCUUCAACAGUCCGAACGCGGAGGCCUACCUUGCUUACUGCGCCGCGUUUUUCCAGGAAGACGACUCUGAAGAACAACAAUACAUUAAUGGGUUCGACUACGACAACGAAAACUGGCCACUAUACCAGAACACAGUUGAGGUGAUCCCUGCAGACGGAGUUGGCAGUGUGUACGAGGUCACAGCGGAAGAGGUUAAUAAGCCGGAUGUUGGCGCAGGCUUGUGGAAUCUGGAUGACUGCACCUUAAGCUCGACCUCGGUGUAG
Zymoseptoria tritici IPO323 is the source of this 342-nucleotide messenger RNA. RefSeq lists its product as uncharacterized. Bases 1 to 342 code for a protein of 113 amino acids. The transcript has 2 exons. The record is from RefSeq and is a predicted model, not a curated record. NCBI's taxonomy places the organism in Eukaryota, Fungi, Ascomycota, Dothideomycetes, Mycosphaerellales, Mycosphaerellaceae.